Messenger RNA from Paramormyrops kingsleyae, 8587 nucleotides. RefSeq names its product plexin-B2. Gene Ontology annotation, cellular component: semaphorin receptor complex; plasma membrane. Gene Ontology annotation, biological process: semaphorin-plexin signaling pathway; negative regulation of cell adhesion; positive regulation of axonogenesis. Lineage: Eukaryota; Metazoa; Chordata; Actinopteri; Osteoglossiformes; Mormyridae. The record is from RefSeq and is a predicted model, not a curated record. Gene Ontology annotation, molecular function: semaphorin receptor activity; protein binding.
UAAUCACGGGAGACUAUGUUUGAGCCAACAAAUCUCAUUAACGACCGGCUGAGAAUCGCCUUCAAAAUGGCAUCUUGGACUCUGGCAGCCCUACUACUGUCUCUCUCCACAGUCUGCUGUGAGAGAUACAAGGAAUUUGUCACUCUCACCCCCAUCAACAAUGUGGUGCAGGAUCCGCGCACAGGCCGUAUCUACCUAGGGGCCGUCAAUGCCAUCUACCAACUGAACUCUUCAUUGGAGAGGGAGAAAGUGUUAACUACGGGUCCCAAGAAAGAUGAUCGCCAAUGCACACCACCCAUUCAGUCGUCUUGUGCACAUGCAAAGGACACAAACAACACAAACAAGCUUCUACUGGUUAACAGUGCCAAUGGCUCGCUCAUAGUCUGUGGAAGCCUGUUCAGGGGUCUCUGUUCUCUGUGGAACCUCAGCAAUGUUGAGCAUCAGAUCUACUACAAUGACAACAAGGGUGAGAAGACUUAUGUGGCCAGCAUUGAGGAGACGGUGUCUGUGGUAGGCGUGAUGGCAAACUUUGUCAAAGACUCUGAGACCCUGCCUGUCUUUGUGGUGGGGAAAGGUUACGGAAGCCAGGACAGCUCCAAGCUGAUCAGCACGCGCAUCUUGCAGGACAAUAAUGACUGGGUCAUCUUUGAAAACAUCGUGGAUGCUUCUGGUGUGCAGGCCACCCCCUUCAUCACAAAGUACUUGCACAAUUUUCGUUACUCCUUCAAGGAAAAUGGGUUUUUGUACUACUUCUUCACCCGUACAAGGGGAGAAUCAGACAACAAGAACUACACCUUCAUCUCACGGCUGUGCGAGAAUGACCAAAACUACUAUUCUUACAUUGAACUUCAGCUCAACUGUAGCCAAGACAACAAGUACAAUAAAGUGCAGACAGCCUACAUUUCCUCGGCUGGGGAGGAACUGGCCAGAAAUUUGAGUGCGUCUGGUCAAUAUGGUGUCGUCGAGUCAAUGGACAAGGUUCUGUUUGUGGUGUCCAGCACCGAUGGGGACGAAAGCCGUUCAGCACUCUGCAUGUACCCUCUGAAUGCCAUCAAUGACCGAUUCAAGGAGAUCCUUCGUGCCUGCUAUUUACAGCAAGGAUAUGACAAUAACAAAAUAGCUGUUGAUUCACCAUACUCAGCUCGUCCAUCUUCAUUUUGUUCUUUAAAUAUGCAAGACAAGUGGUCACAAUUCAAUUGCGGCGCCGACUUCCUCCCUUCACCCUUGGCCAGCGCACAACCCCUCGCUCUGACUUCUGAAGCCUUCUACAAAACAGACGACCUACUCACGGCUGUGGCGGUUGCCGUGGAGAACCAGCAUACCGUGGCAUUUCUGGGAACCAGCAAUGGAGAGGUGAAAAAGCUGCACCUGCCUGGCAGCUCAAAGGACUACCAGACUAUUACUGUAUCCAACUCUGGUGAUAUGGUCAACAAGCACCUCUUAUUUGACACAAACUACACUCACCUGUACAUCACCACCAGAAAGAAGAUCUCCAAGGUGCCAGUGCAGGUAUGCCAUCUAAAGAAGGACUGCCAGUCCUGCAUGGCCCUGAGGGACCCAUACUGUGGCUGGUGUGUGCUUGAGGGCAGGUGCACCCGGAAAUCUGACUGUGAGAGAGCAGGGGAGCCUGCUCAUUGGCUGUGGAGUCCCACCAACCAGUGUGUGGAGGUCGAGUCUUUUCAGCCACCUAACCUCAGCUGCAAAAAGACGAAACAGGUGGAAAUCACUAUGAAAAAAGAUUCUUUCCCUAGAGUCAACUCGAAUGACCAUGUUAUGUGCAAAUUUGGGAGUUCUGAAAGUCCUGCGACGAUCAAGGAAGAGCAGCAGAAAUCAGUGGUCAGCUGUGAGGCCCCUGUUCUCGGCAAAAUAACAAGCACUCCUGAAAAUCCUGAUUUCAUGGAAGUGCCGGUGACCAUCUUCGCAAAAGGCCAAGUGGAGCUCACCUCGAAGCACUUCACGUUCUAUGACUGCAGAGCGGCCCCGAGGCGGGUGGAGAACAUGCCGUGUAUUUCUUGUGUGACUAGUUUAUGGCAAUGUCAGUGGAACACUCAGGAUUUCACCUGUAGUGACAGUGACGAUCGGCAGGGCACGUACAUUAUCAAACCUGGCGAGGAUUCAAAAUGUCCACGGUUCGAGAAGCCAGAACCUAAUUUGAUCUCAGUGGGAAUGAAAACCCCCAUUACUUUCACAGGAGUUAAUCUCGAUGCGAGCAAGGAUUCAGCCUUUAAGAUUAGCACGGAGCUCAUGAAACCUAUGGAGGAAGAGGUCAAACUUAUAAACAAUAAGUACAAGUUCAGUGGACACGAGUUUACCUACGGCACAACACAGACCGUUAACAUACUGUUUUACAUCAUGGGUAUAAAUUCAGGAAAGAAGAUUGACAGUCAAUUAAACGUGACCCUCUACAACUGUUCAAAGGGUCGUGAAGACUGUAGCUUGUGUAAGAGUGCUGACCCUAAAUACGACUGCGUCUGGUGUACCAAGACCAGUUCUUGUUUGUACAGACAACUUUGCCCCAGUGGUGACCAGCCAGACUGCCCUGGUCCCACAAUUACAGAAAUCGUCCCUCGGUAUGGGCCUUUAGAUGGUGGGAUUUCGGUUACUAUUAAAGGAUCCAACCUGGGCAUCAAGAAGGAGGAUAUCGAUACCAUCUCUGUGGCGGGUAUCCCCUGUGUGCACCAGCAAGAGAAAUACUCGGUGUCCACAAGCGUGGUGUGCGAGAUAGGGAGUAAGAGCACAGCCAACUCGGGUCAUGUGGAGGUUCAUGUGAAAGGAGGGAAGUUUGGAAGGUCACAGGUUCUUUUCACAUACAGGGAUCCUGAACCUGACAAGAUUGAGCCACUCCAGGGCCCACUAGCAGGGGGGACAGUUAUCACCAUAUCUGGAACAGAUUUGGACACAGGCAGCAAGGAGGACCUCCACAUUUCUAUAGGUGGUGCUCCCUGCACUGUUGAGACAUUCAACAAAACAAUUACAUGUAAAACUGGCAAGUAUGACCCAGAUGUCCCAUCUGACGACCUGUUGGUCCAAGUCCGUUAUGGAAAGACCACCACAAAGCAGGUUAAGUCGUUCAGGUUCUUACAGAACCCCAAAGUAGACGGCCUUUACCCAGAAGAGAGUUUUUAUUGCGGUGGGAGGAAGAUUGAGGCGAAAGGCUCUAGAUUUGCUCCUAUCCAGAAAGCCAAAAUGGUGGUGGAAGUCAAGCACUCAACCAGUAGCAGCCCAGUGGAGUAUGAACAAGAGGCCUUCAGCAGAAAUGAUACGACACUUCGCUUCUUCUCCCCAACUGUGAACAAGACCGAGGACAUCCAGUCCUGCAGAACCUACAUAGUUUUGGAUAAUAUCAGGACUGAAAUGACCAAGUUUAAAUACCAUAGUGAUCCUAUUUUUGAUGAGCUUCAAAGGAAGAAAAUAACAGAAAACAGUAUCAUAUCUGUCACGGGCAGCGGUUUUGCCAGGGCAAUGACUGCUGAGGAGGCAGAAGCCUUUUUGGGAGAUGCCAAAUGUGUGGUCAACACCUUGCAGGAUGACAAAUUGUUCCUAGAGGCCCCAACCUCUCCCCCAACAUUACGUUCCAAGAGGCCCAAGAGAGACACCAGUUCAGACCAGCUGGAGCUCAUGAUCAUAUUUGGUAAAGGCGAAUGGAUAGUCGGUUCGGUCGAAUAUGGAGGGAGAACAGAUGUUCCUUUGGAGAUCAUCAUUCCUGCCGUGAUCACUCCCAUGCUGAUUAUAAUCAUAAUUGCUGUCUACUGCUAUAGGAGGAAAAGCCAGCAGGCUGAAAGAGAGUAUGAAAAGGUGAAGCACCAGCUGGAGAACCUGGAGGAGAGCGUUCGUGACCGCUGCAAGAAAGAGUUCACAGAUCUCAUGAUUGAAAUGGACGAGCAUACCAGUGACCUCAGUGAGGGUCGCAUCCCCUUCUUGGACUACAAGACGUACACGGACCGCGUCUUCUUCCUGCCCUCUAAGGAUGGUGCCAAAGAUGUCAUGAUUACGGGCAAGCUGGACAUCCCCGAGGGAAGGAGGGCCACUGUGACACAGGCCCUUAACCAGUUCUCCAACCUGCUGAACAGCAAGCCCUUCCUCAUCAAUUUUAUUCGCACCCUGGAGUCUCGGCCAGACUUCAACGCCCGGGCCAGGGGAUACUUUGCCUCCUUACUCACGGUGGCAUUGCACGGUAAGCUGGAGUACUACACGGACAUCAUGAGGACUCUGCUGCUCGAACUCAUGGAGCAGUAUGUCCGCAGCAAGAACCCCAAGCUAAUGUUGCGCAGAUCAGAGACUGUGGUUGAGCGAAUGCUGUGCAACUGGAUGUCCAUCUGCCUUUAUCAAUUCCUAAAGGACUCUGCAGGGGAGCCUCUGUACAAGCUGUUCAAGGCCAUCAAGCACCAGGUGGAGAAGGGCCCCAUCGAUGCGGUGGUGAAGAAGGCCAAGUACACACUGAACGAUACUGGUCUCCUGGGGGACGAUGUGGAGUACUGCCCAUUGACUCUGCAGGUGCUGGUACAUGGAGAGGGGCCGGACGUCACCCUGGUGAAGGUGCUCAACUGCGAUACCAUCUCCCAGGUGAAGGAGAAGAUCAUCGACCAGGUGUAUAAAAACCUGCCCUACUCUCAGAGACCCAUGAUGGAGAGUGUAACACUUGAAUGGCGCCCUGGCUCCACUGGACAGAUCUUAUCUGACCUGGACUUGACAUCCCAGAAAGAAGGUAGAUGGAGAAGAAUGAACACUUUGGCACACUAUAAUGUGCGGGACAAUGCAACCCUGGUCUUGUCCAGGGUCCUUCAUCCACUACAGUCUUUUGAGCAGCAUCAGGACAGCCACGAAGAGACAAAUAAUUUGCUGGAUGACGACAAAGUUUUCCACUUGGUGCGGUCAACGGACGAUCUGGAUGAGGUCAAGAAAGGCAGCAAGGAAAAGUCAAUGACCAAAGCCAUCACCGAGCUUUAUCUCACACGGUUGCUCUCUGUGAAGGGCACCUUGCAGAAGUUCGUGGACGACUUCUUCCGCGGCGUCCUGUGUUCAGGGGCAGUGGUGCCCCCGGCUGUUAAGUACUUCUUUGAUUUCUUGGAUGAGCAGGCACAGAAGCAUGACAACGUGGACGAUGAGACAAUCCACAUCUGGAAGACUAACAGCUUGCCUCUGAGGUUCUGGGUUAACAUCCUGAAGAACCCCCACUUCAUCUUCGACGUCCACGUAUCCGAAGUGGUGGAUGCCUCGCUGUCGGUCAUCGCCCAGACCUUUAUGGACGCCUGCACCAAAAGCGAACACAAGCUGAGCCGGGACUCUCCAAGUAACAAAUUACUCUAUGCAAAGGAAAUCUCCACAUACAAGAAAAUGGUGGAUGAAUACUACAGGGGCAUCAGGCAAAUGAUAUCCGUCAGUGACCAAGACAUGAAUACCCACCUGGCAGAGGUGUCACGGUCGCACACUGACAAACUCAAUACCCAAGUGGCCCUGCACCAGCUCUACCAGUAUGCAAGCAAAUACUACGAUGUGAUCAUUACCUCCCUGGAUGAGGACCCCGCAGCUCAGAAUAAACAGCUGACCCUGCGCCUGCAGCAGAUAGCUGCCGCGCUGGAGAACAAAGUGACUGAUCUGUAACCUCCGAGGGAGGCCGGCAAGCGGAUGCGGUUCAGUAUCGCCGGUGUUAAUGUGGGGUUUAUUUCACGAGAGGAGGGGGCUACUCCGUGCUCUGAAAAAGAGUGCACAAUUAAAUGUCCGCCGUCACCUGCACACAGCCAUCAGAAGGACCAGAGGUAGUGCUUACAAGACCAAGAUGAACUGAAAGCAAUGACAUUUGUCUCAUAAAACAAAAAAAAAAUAAUCCUGCCAAUGACAGCACCCAGUGCCAAGACACAACUGAAUUCUCAACUGUCUGUGGGGUCCGCCGCAGACCCUGCGCCAGAUCAUGUUAACAGGUGGAGAUCACCAGUUCUCAGCCAUCUCCAUGGCGACUUGGCCUACGAAAUAAGCCCUGCAUUAAUCAUGAGCUUUGAUGAUAAUCAGAUGUUCAAUUUCUUCUUGUGUAGAAAUGUUUAAUAAUAGUAUUGUAUAUUUUUUAUUGUAUUCUUUAUUCAGAAAGCUUUAUAAGAAGUAAUUCACUUUUUAAAUUGACAGCCAUUUUAGUUUAAUUGUAUUUUUACAAGUAAAUACAGGGGGAUGCAGAGAAUGGAUGGAAAUGUAUGUUACCUAUAGAGCCUCUACCACCGUUGGCAGACACGGGCAGUACCCCCCCCCGCCCCCCCAGAAUCAUGUGUUGGAAAAAUGUAGUUAAAACUGCAAGACUGAAAUGUGGCUGGCUAGUAUUCAGUGCAGUUGGUUUUAAUUCAUCCAAUAUACUGUCAUUUUUUUAUUGAGUUAUUUGUUCUUUGUGCCUGCUAAGAGAUGCCUGUUCCAUAACAUCUUAGAUGAGGUGUUUUUGAGGACAGGUAUUGCUGGGAAUUUAUUGCUUUUUAAAUUUCCCUUUCUAUAACAAAACAAUACAAAAAGCACACCAGAGUCAUUUUAGUUUUUAUAUAUAUUUUGUACAGUCCUUAGUGAAAGAUGUUUCUGGACCAAUUGUAUUGCAGAGAUGAAACAUUUAGAAUAUACUGCAGAGUGUAACUAGAAUCUAUGUGAACUAUCCACAAUCUCAAAUCCAUUUAUAUAGCCUUAGCAUUAAAUCUUCAUGCAAGCCAGACCUAAGGGUUUGCUAAAGCACAUGAUAAAAAUAUCAGGUGUCAUUUUUUCACACUAAUAGAUAUGAAAUUUGAUUCUGGUAGCUAUAAUUCAUUAUAUAUGCAUUGAUUACUCAUCAUGCAAAUGCCAGAUUCUGUGAGACACAGGUGGAAUUGCAGGUCAGUUUGAUAUCUGCUAUAACACAUUGUUAAAAACUGUUAGUGUGUCAUAUGUUCAGCACUGGCUUGUUUUAAAGGCGCAGGAAUUCUACACUGAAAUAAGGUACUGCAGCACAAACUCAAUUUUCCUUUUUUUUAAAAAAAAAAAAAAAAAAACUCAAAUCUACUAAAGUGUGUGUAUAUAUGGUCCACAAAGCCCACUCCAGAAUUUGAGUAUAAUCAGGUUCCUGUUUUUUAUUUUUUAAAAUAUAUGUGGUGGCAACUCAAACGUAACGUAUUAAUUUCCUUACACGAAUUAGCGCAUUCAGUGGUUAAUGCUUAGUGGUAUUGACUGUUAUGUCUGUUAACAAAAUGUGCUUUCACCUCAGAGAACAAUGCACCAUCGUAGUGGAUAUAAAUGAUUAUGCUUAUCAAUAACGAGAUGAGUAACCGAAUGGUACUUCAGAUUAUUUAUUGCAAAGCUGUCACCCCCUAUAAGCUAUCAGUUCUGGGAUUGGACUGGUGCUUUAAGAUCAGUGAUCACUAUCUGAACCCAUAUAGAACAUAAUAUCACUUUGAAAUCAUUAUAGCACCAACAAAUUAUCACAGCUGAUUUCAUAUUUGAGAUGUGCAACAAUUUGGCUAUUGCAGCUGAAUGCUAACACAUUUUAGCAUUAGCAUAAUGUUGGGCCUCAAGUUUGAGAUCAGCCGUCGUCUGCCUGCAGAGUAGACUUUAGAGCCAGUGGCUGCACUACAGGGAGGAUCUCUGCACUGUGAGGAUUUACACUAGCAGUUGAUUUUGAUCUUAAUCACCUUUCUUCAAAAAAAAAAAAAAAACACACCAAUGUCAGUUGUUUACCAGUCAGCCCAGUGCUGAUAGCUCAGUACGAAGCUUCUGCCUUUUUUAAACCAAACUGUGCCUUAUAACUUCUAUUCGUGAUGAUACCAUUUUUAUGGUGACAAGGGUGCAGCAAGGUUGAUGUUGACAUUCUGCCAACAACUACUGCGGCGGUCUUGUGCCAAUAUGUGUGACAAGCUUGACAAGCUGAAUGCCUAAAAAAAAAAAAACACGCAGAGUUUUCUACAUAGGUGAGCUAUGAGUUAGUGCUGAAUGUUCGUUAGCUUCUUAUGGGUUUGAAGGUUAAGGCAACAACUUAAAAACCCAGAUUAUUACUCAAGUGAAAAUUCGUGUUUUUCCUCUUCCUGUGUUACAAAAAUAGAAUCUUGUUUUACAUAUUGUACACACGUAUGUAUGAAAUACAUGUAAGAAAUGUGCAUCUGUAUUCUUACCUUACUGCUGUGCAGUUAUUUUUUAUUUUCCAUUAUCCUAACAUAUAGACAUUGUAAAACUUGCUGUCCCUGUAUUCCAGUUGUACAAGCCUAUGCAUUUAAAUACCCAGGGUUAGGUUUGUUGUGCCGGUGGUCUAUCUUUCCUUGUUAGUGCGGGUUGGGGGACAUGAAGAAUACCACUGUUUAUUCAUAGGCAUCACUGAAGAGGUACGCUACACCUGAUUUGUCCACAGUGGAAUAUGGAUAGUGGUUUCUCUUUCUUAAUGUGUGUGUGUGUGUAUGUGCGUGUGUAUAUGUGGUUUUUCCUUGAGCUGUAUGUACAAAGUCGGCUCGUACUUCCCUAGGUAUCCUGGCACCCCUACAGUAAUGCACCCCCCCCCCCCCCAACACAAUAUCCAACAGCUGUAAACUAUCACCAAGUCUAACUGACCAACAUUUUGUAUUUGGUGAAUCUUAAAAUAAAAUAUAAAAAACGAAUUGUA